Molecule: messenger RNA, 5153 nt
Organism: Tricharina praecox
Lineage: Eukaryota; Fungi; Ascomycota; Pezizomycetes; Pezizales; Pyronemataceae
Product: PLU-1-like protein-domain-containing protein
Exons: 5
Coding region: 24-5015 (1663 amino acids)
Biological process (GO): chromatin remodeling
Cellular component (GO): nucleus
Molecular function (GO): DNA binding; histone demethylase activity
Source: RefSeq, a predicted model, not a curated record
CCGCCGCCGCCGCCGCCGCCGCGAUGACGCCGGUCGCCGCCACACCGAGCUCCUCCGCCACGGCGACUCCCUCCGCUAGACCUUCGCCGCGCGCCUCCUCGUCGAAAGUGAAAACUAAUGGCGCAUCCACGUCCGCAUCGGCGGCAGCACCGAAACCAGGAAGCGGUACUCCGGUGCCCCUUGCUGGGCAGCCCGGGGGCUAUCAAACGGCGCCGCUGAGCUCCCGAAAGGCCCAGUCGCUCGAUAUGUCGACCGUGGAAAGACGAAAUCCCGCUAUCAAGGAGAAUCCUAAGAGAAUUCGUCCGCACGGUUUGAUAGAGGCGCCUACGUUUACACCCACUCCCGAGGAGUUUAAGGAUCCCAUGGAGUACAUACGAAGCAUCGCGGAAGAGGGCAGAAAAUACGGAAUUGUAAAAAUCAUACCGCCGGAAAAUUGGUCACCCGACUUUGGAAUAGACACAGAGCGAUUCCACUUUCGUACGAGACGACAGGAGCUCAACUCGGUGGAAGGAGGUACGAGAGCGAAUCUCAACUAUCUCGACCAACUCUCAAAGUACCACAAACAGCAUGGUACCAGUCUCAACCGGUUCCCUUCGGUCGACAAACGGCCACUCGAUCUCUAUCGUCUAAAAAAGGCAGUAGAAAUCCGAGGUGGUUUCGCUACGGUUUGUAGAGGCAAGAAAUGGGCUGAGAUCGGAAGGGACUUGGGAUAUUCGGGAAAAAUAAUGUCCAGUCUGUCUACAUCCCUCAAAAACUCAUAUUCACGCUACUUGCAACCGUAUGAGGAAUGGGUCAAGUCGGCGAAGCCCGGAGUCCAACAACAGAUAGAGGCCGAAUUUGGAGGGCCCAUCACACCUUCCCCCGCUUCUACCCCGAUCAAGAGUACCCCAAUGCAGAAAAAUGGUUCGCCCAUUGGUAGUAGUUUCGGACCGGACUCCCCGACAAUUAGAGCUUCCUCAGCUCUGGCAGCGUCGGUGGGUACACCGAAUAAAUUUGAUGUGGAUAUGCCGGACGCAACCCCCACGCCUUCGGUCGGAGGAUUCAACGGGGGAGCAUUUGCACCAGUUAAUUCGGGCCAUGCCCCUGGAUUUGCGGUCGGCGGCACGAAUGGGGUGAGAAGUGAGCUCGAUUCCGGAUUGACGCCGAGCAGCAGUUCCAUGCGAAGCGCCGAUGGAAUUUCAAGCACUAGAGAAUCGCCAGAGGCCAAGGUGGGAGGAGGAGUCAUGAGUUCUCCGUUAAAGCGACAGCAUAGCUCAGAAAGCAGCUCAGAUUCUCGAGAUAUCGCGAAUGGCAGAGUCGACGAUAUCGAAAACGGAGAGCGACGCAGUAAGAGGUUGAAGAAGGAACCUGCUCCUAUGGUUGCGGGGUCACACAUGACAUUGCAUAAACCAUCAUCCGUGCCCAGGACCUUGGGUGACCGGACCCACAAUAAACCCGGAGAGAAAUGUGAAAAAUGCGGCCGUGGGGAUGACAUGAAAAGUCUACUGCUGUGUGACGGCUGCGACUACGGAUACCACAUUUACUGCCUCGAUCCGGCGCUGAAGUCGGUCCCUGAUCGUGAUUGGUACUGUGAUCGCUGUCUGGUCGGAACCGGAGAGUACGGCUUCGCGGAUGGCGAGAUUUACUCUUUGCGACAAUUCCAAGAGAAAGCGAACAACUUUAGAGAUCUCUACUUUCAGAAGAAGAUGCCGUACGACCCGAUACUGAACAAGCCGCGGCCGGUCACCGAGGAUGAUGUCGAACGGGAGUUUUGGAGGCUGGUGGAGAGCGUCCAUGAGACCGUUGAGGUGGAAUACGGCGCCGACAUCCAUUCGACAACCCAUGGUAGCGGUUUUCCCACAAUAGAGAGGCACCCGUGCAAUCCAUAUUCGACGGAUCCCUGGAAUCUAAACAUCCUACCACUGCACCCGGAAUCUUUGUUCCGACAUAUCAAGUCGGAUGUGUCGGGGAUGACCGUGCCUUGGCUGUACGUCGGUAUGUGCUUCUCGACCUUUUGCUGGCAUAACGAGGACCACUUCACCUACUCGGCCAACUACCAGCACUUUGGAGCCACAAAGACCUGGUACGGCAUACCCGGAGACGACGCCGACAAGUUUGAAAGCGCCAUGCGGGAAGCCGUGCCGGAACUAUUUGAGCAGCAGCCAGAUCUACUGUUCCAAUUGGUCACCCUGCUCACACCCGCGCAUCUCCAGAAGGUCGGCGUUAGGGUCUAUGCACUCGAUCAGCGAGCCGGUCAGUUUGUGGUUACUUUUCCGAAGGCUUACCAUGCGGGCUUCAACCACGGAUUCAACUUUAACGAAGCGGUCAACUUUGCGCCCUCAGACUGGGAACCAUUCGGACAGGAAGGAGUUGAAAGAUACCAGCAGUUCCGAAGGGCGCCUGUUUUCUCUCACGAUGAAUUGCUCCUCACGGCCGCGGCUAGGGACACGACCAUCAAGACUGCUCAGUGGCUAGCUCCCGCUCUCGAACGCGUCAAGAGCAGAGAAUUGGCACUGCGAAGCAUGCUUCAGGAACAACUUCCGUCCUUCAACAAAGUGAUCCUUGGGGACAACGUGGAACUGACAGAAGAGGAGUACCAGUGCGGGGUAUGCAAGGUCUACUGUUACCUCUCUCAGGUCAUUUGCUCGUGUACCAGCAACAUUGUUUGUCCGACCCACUUCCGCGAUAUCUGCGAUUGUAACAAAUCUCUGAUCACCCUCCGCAUGCGGAUGAGUGAUGAGGAUUUGGAGGAACUGGUCCGCAAAGUAGAGGAAAAAGCAAACCUACCGAAAGCUUGGGCUGCAAAGUUGGAGAAAACCAUGCUCGAGACUCCCAGGCCACAGCUGAAGGGUCUCAAGGCGCUUCUCGCGGAAGGUGAAAAGAUUCCUUACUACAUCCCCGAGUUGGCUCCUUUGAAGCUUUUCAUCGAGCGUGCGCAGGAAUGGGUCGAGGAGGCUACUCCAUUCGUCUCACGGAAGCAGCAGAACCGGGGAAAGAGCGGUAAGGUCUGGAGGACCGGGGGAAAGGCAAAGGUUGCGGAGAUGGAGGAGAAAGAGCGUGCGCACCGGAAGCUGGAGAGGAUCUUGGAACUGCUCCAGUCCGCCGAUGAUCUGGGAUUCGAUUGCCCGGAAAUCGAGCAGCUGACCGAGCGCGCCGACUCCAUACGGGAAUUUCAACUCCGCGCGAGACACGCCCUGGCGACUCCUGGAGCGUUGUCGACGACCGAUUACGAGGGACUGGUGGAAUUAGGCAAGAGCUUUAAUGUGGAUCUCGCCGAAACCGACCUUCUCGAGAAGAUUGUCAAGCAGCUGAAGUGGGUCGACAAUGCACGAGAACUCCGGGGCAAACAGCUCACCCUCCAGGAGGUCGACGACCUGAUCAAGAAUGGUGUCGAGCUGGGUAUUCCCGACAGUAACGACCAGAUCCUCUUCUAUAAAGCGCAAAGGGAGGCCGGUGAGAUGUGGGAAUCGAAGGCCAAAGAGCUCAUGAGCGCCGAGAUGAUCAACUUCCAGCAACUGGAGGCGCUGUCUGGACAAGCGGCCACCUUGCCCGUUUCGGGAGAUACUCUCGUUCAGGUCGAUCAGAUCUUGAACAAGCAGAGGGAAGCUCACCGCCAGAUCGUCGCCCUGUACGAGGCCAGCAAGUCACCCUACCUGCAGAAUAGGCCGAUGUACAAGGAUGUGCGGGAAGUAAUCGAUAGCCUCCUGGAGUUCCACAGCAAGCCUUCCGGAACCCUCGAUCUGGAAAAGGAACAGAAGCGCCACGAGGACUGGAUGCGGCGAGGCAAGAAGCUUUUCGGAAAGGCGAACGCGCCUCUACACAUCCUGCAGCAACACAUGAGUUAUGUGGAGAGUCGGAACGAGCACUGCUUCGCGCUCGAGGAUAAACCGCGUACACCCGUCGAACCCUCCAGCAGGGAGCCCAGCCCCGAUACCAAGAACGAUUCGAGCUUUGGGGAAGGAGAGAGCUCGCGUGGAAGGUCGCGGGAAGUGUUUUGCAUCUGUCGACAACCAGAAGCGGGAAUGAUGAUCGAAUGUGAGGUGUGCCACGAAUGGUACCAUGGCAAGUGUCUUAAGAUUGCUAGAGGCAAGGUUAAGGAAGAUGACAAAUACACUUGUCCCAUUUGCGACUAUCGGGUUAAGAUCCCUCGGGACGCAGCACGGCCCAAGCUGGAGGACUUGAUCGAAUGGGAAUCCGAAAUCCCCAGCCUUCCGUUCAUACCAGAUGAAAUGGACUGUCUCCAUCGGAUUAUUGAAGGAGCUUCCAAAUUUAGACAGUUUGUCAGCUCGUAUACGAACUCUCCUCUUGGCCUGACUUCCGCCGAGGUCCCGACAAUGCGAUUCUAUCUGCGGAAGAUUGAGGGCGCCGAGAUUCUACUCUCACACGAGACAAACUUCUUUCGCCAGGAGCUGCAUAAAUGGAUGCCGAUCGCGCCCGAACCACCCCCAACGGUCGAAAACUCUCAGUCGACCCGCAAGCCUCGACCUACCAAGCAACAGAAGUUGAUGGCGCAGAUGGGUAUUCAGAAUCCGGAUGAUCUCCCACCGCAAUACCGAACCAAAGCCCACAUAUUUAAGAAGAAGGUGGGCGAGGUCAACGGAAAGCCACCUCCGAUCAGGCCGGCACCGCUUGGGAACAAUGGAUCACCGGAGCCUGACCACACACAGUCGUACGACUACCAGCGAUACGGAUCGGCUACCACGCACGGGUCGCCUACAUUAUCCCAACCUAGCUACGGAACGCCUGGCUCCCCCGUGUUGGUCAACAAUCCCGGCCGCGGACAGACACUCGACCCAGCACUCUUCGGUGGUUACCACGGUCACCGUACUGCCACCAGUAGUUGUUCCGGGAGUCCCCAAUACAACUCCGCGAACAGUCGAGAAGAAAACAGCAUGUUCGACCUUUACACAAAGGAGCCGUCAUCCGGACCCGGCACAUCCGGAUACGAGUCGAUUGCCGCCCAGGCACUGGAAAAUACUACUGCGGAGACUCUCGACAGCAUGGCGGACCAGUUUCUCCACCGCGAUCCCUCAUGAAUAAUGUACCCUUUCUUGCCUUGUCUCUCUUAUCCGUCGUUUCCUUCCCUUCUUUUCUCCCAUGUAUAAAGCCCUUGAUUUUGUGCUUUUUUCUCUGGCGUUUGAGAAUGGUUGGGGGGGGGGGGGGUUUGUUUUUUU